Somion occarium is the source of this 2338-nucleotide messenger RNA. The record is from the annotation of a GenBank genome assembly. NCBI's taxonomy places the organism in Eukaryota, Fungi, Basidiomycota, Agaricomycetes, Polyporales, Cerrenaceae.
AUGAUGCACAUCCAUCAGCACCUGCUACCGCGUACAAGUCCUGGCUCGGAGCGGAGGUGCUGGCCAUGUCGAUAGAUAUGGAAAUAAGUUAUACAGGUCUGGCAAGUUGAAACAAGUUUGAAAGAAAUGCUUCAAGGAUGCUCCUUGAAGGAGUUUCGGUUCAAAGUGCUGCGCCAGGAAGCGCCAGACUCUGGGCCGCCACUUCCGCGCAGGUCAUUCUGGUCACAGAUGCUUGCCUUCUACCUCCACCGGUAUACUUUGAUCUAUCUCUCUUUCUGCUCUCAUGGCCUCCACGGAGGUUGCUGUUGACAUUCAGUCUAGGAUACACGCAUUCGAGGCUCUCUCCAGUUGCACCUCGCCGAAAACUGCGGUCAAAUCAAGUCCGAACUUAUUGGAUGCACCCAAUUCGCCGACCUCGACGUCUUUCCGUCCUAUUGUGCCUUCCCCAACUAAUUCUAGUUUUAAGAAACCAGUCUCAAGGUCCCCUUCACCGUCUCCACCUAUUCUAGGUCGGAAAACGUCCUUGCUAGACCUGAAAGAUUGGGUACUGGAUGUCGGUCCAGUUUCUCAGGGUUCUCCUCCGAAGAGCCUAUCGAAGCCCAGUUCAGGAGAGCCUCAAGGUGCUCGUCCUCCCACUCGACAUGUGUCGGAUUCGAGCUGGCGUCUGCAUUCGUCAAGCACGCCUCUAAUCAACCUUGACACAACUACGCUUUCGAAAUCCACGGCGCCGCCGCUCCCACCUCGCAAGGCAUCAUACAGCUCAUUACGAUCUAUAUCGGUCUCAAAUUCUUCUACUUCGUCGCUGGCAAAAAGUCCAAAUGCAUUGCCGCUACCUUUACCUUCUCAGCCAAGUCGACGGAAGUCCGAUUCAUUGACUGUAGAUCAUCCAUAUGCACCCUUACUCGGCACGGCGACACCAAGAGCGGGACAUGUACCCGCAUCUUCUAUCUCAUCCUUCCACUCUGUGUCGCUGUCAUCCGAUGGUGGGACUGAUUGUACUACUCCGGGCUCAAUAUCAAAUUUUGUUGCGACAUAUCCCAUCGAUCGAGAUGAAGGACGUUUGGCAGGCGAUGGAGAGAAUGGGCACGAGCGAGACGACAUCAGUUUGGACGAUUCGUACGAAAAUGUCUCCGCGUCCGCCAUCAGUCCCUGUACUUCAUCCGUAUCACACGACUGGGGUGAGUACAUGAAACGUAGAGCGGAACCACCGAAGCUACCGCAGCGGCCAAAACCUCCAUUGAAGGUUAACUCAUCACCUACCACAACCAUUCGCUCAGAUCCGACCUCUCCUCGCAUUUCUCCACCGCUUUUAGUCAAACAUCCUCCACCCCCGCCCCCACCUCGCUCGCGUGGCCCGCCUCCGUCAAAUCGAAGUUCCCUUGCUUCCACAAUUGCAUCCGAUCGUUCGUCUAUCCUUAGCACCGCUACCUCCCGUACGAGCAUAUCCAGUGUACGCCCUAUGCUCUCUACGAAGCCGUCACCAAUAGCUAUUCCUCUGCAACGCCAAAUAUCCCGCCCAACACCUGUACCGCCUGCCGCGCGAAGGCGGUAUGAGGCCGUCUUCUGUGCGAAUGUCAUUUCCUGUCGUCGAGCGGAGGCUUCUGAACGUGCGAAGUCGCCGCCUCCGGGUCGUAAGUCGCGGCAGGCGGCAGGUUGGCGAGGGCUUUCCGUCGAUCUCAUAACGAAUCCGGAGGAGAAUCAGAGUAGUGAAGAGGCGGGUCCAGAGGUACUCGACCAGGAAGUUGGGAGCGAUGACAGAUUGGAUGGUAGGAUGAUAGCUAUGAUUUGGUCGGCGUCGAAGUUGGAUCGGUCGAAGCUUAAAGAGAUCUGGCACGAGUGCGAUCCUAAUAACGUAGGAAGUCUCGAUCGAGAUGCCUUUGUUCAAGGCAUGUGGAGGAUUGACGAGGAGCUUCGCAAAGCUCGUGCGAAGCCAAGUCUCUCUGCCCGGUAUCGUCAACCCACUAGUCAUUCUAUGUCAUUGUUGCUUUAAUGGACCUAUUCACUGAUAUGUUGUGUUGUAUACCCUUCAGCAUCUAUUUAGACUACAUACCCUUCAUCUUGGCCUUUGUUUAUUCACCAGUACUCUCCUGUAUUAUAUUAAUUACUUGACAAAUUCAGAUAUGUGUUGUAUGACACUAUGAAACUUGUGUAUGGAAUCUCUGAACAACAUCUCAAGUGUAUUCUAUACCAACACUGAUAUACCCAGUAAAUGAGAUUAAGAUAUUGCAAAUCAGUACUCUGCACUUCCUACAUCUGAAGUUUCAUCCAUGUCCACUUCAGGACUCUGCUCCCUUUCUUGUUCCUUCUGUUCAUUCAGCUUCUUCCAAUAAGAGACAAG